AUGGGCCAACUCAUCCCCUUCUUCCGCUUCGCCGCUAACCUCCACUCCCGCGGCGCUAUCACCACCAUCAUCACCGUCGAGCCUACCGUUAGUGCGGCAGAAUCCGACUGCCUCUCUAACUUCGUCGCCACAUUUCCACACAUCAAAUGCCUCCAACUCCAUCUCCUCCCUCACAAGAAAUCCCAACUCACCAACGACGAUCCUUUCUUCAUCCAAUGGAGCGCAUCGCCAACUCAAUCCAUCUCUUAUGCUUUCUUCCCUCUCGCCGCCUCUCUCCGCCGUUGUCGUCGAUCACCCUGUCCUCAUCCGAGUCCUCCACCUCGCCUCCCUCCCCAUUUACACACCCAUCACCACCUCCCCCAGAUUAUUCUCCAUCAUGGUCGUCACAACAACGACCGCCUCAAAGUCCCCCACAACAACGACCGCCUCAAAAUCCCUAAUUUAGGCUCCAUCCCUGUCUCGAGCAUUCCUCCGCCGUUGCUCGACCUCAACCACUACUUCGCCGUCCCGAUCACAACAAACACGGCGGCGCUCGAGAGGCGUUCUAUCGCCACCUUUGUUGUUGAGCCCUAG
Messenger RNA from Salvia miltiorrhiza (redroot sage), 573 nucleotides. RefSeq names its product UDP-glycosyltransferase 13-like. Lineage: Eukaryota; Viridiplantae; Streptophyta; Magnoliopsida; Lamiales; Lamiaceae. The coding region runs from base 1 to 573 and encodes 190 amino acids. The transcript has a single exon. The record is from RefSeq and is a predicted model, not a curated record.